CUCUCGAUAGGCCGGUCGGACCUCCAUAUUCUGAAAUAACUACCGAACCAAACGUCUAGGGUUUGGUUCGCCACCAUUGCGAUAGUUGUCGCUGUGAAGCUCGCCACCAUGCCCACAGUCAGCGUAGGAAGAGACCGUCUCUUCGAGGCCCUCGGUCGCACUUACACUCAAGAAGAGUUUGAUGAAUUGUGCUUCGAGUUCGGUAUCGAGCUCGACGAUGUUACGACAGAGAAGGCAAUUAUAAGGAAAGAAAAGCAUUUGGAUGAAGAAGCAUUGGAAGAUGAAGAAGUCAUAUACAAAAUCGAAGUUCCAGCCAAUAGAUACGAUUUGCUUUGUCUUGAGGGGCUUGCCCUAGCCCUUCGCGUAUUUAAUGGACUCGAUCCAAUACCUGCAUAUACAGUGUCUAAUAUUAGCAAGCAAUCAAUGGUUAAAAUACAUGUGAAACCAGAGACAUCGUUGAUACGCCCAUAUGUUGUAUGUGCUGUUUUGAGAGGCGUUACUUUUGAUGAAGCAAGAUAUAAUAGCUUUAUUGAUCUUCAAGAUAAGCUUCAUCAGAACAUAUGCCGGCAAAGAACCUUGGUUGCAAUUGGAACACAUGACUUGGAUACAAUGCAAGGCCCUUUUACAUAUGAGGCUUUGCCGCCCUCAGAAAUAAAUUUUGUGCCACUGAAACAGGUCAAAAACUUCAGAGCUGAUGAGUUGAUGGAGUUUUACAAAUCAGAUCUGAAACUGAAGAAAUUCUUGCGCAUCAUAGAGAACUCACCAGUAUUCCCUGUUAUAUAUGAUCAUAAAAGAACUGUUUUGUCUUUGCCCCCUAUCAUUAACAGUGCACAUUCUGCCAUUACCCUAAAGACAAAGAAUGUGUUCAUUGAAUGCACAGCCACUGAUUUGACGAAGGCCAAUAUUGUUUUAAAUACCAUGGUAACCAUGUUUUCAGUGUAUUGUGAAAGGAAAUUUGAUGUUGAACCAGUUGAAGUAAUAUAUUCUGAUGGGAAAUCACAUGUUUACCCUGAUCUAUCCCUGUACCAUAUGGAUGUGCCUUUGUCAUACAUCACUAGUAUAGUUGGACAGACCCUGCAGGCAAACAAGGUUGCUAGUUUGUUGCAUAAAAUGCAACUACACGCUGAGCAGUCUGUAUCAGGAGAUGAACAGAUCAAUUUCACUGUCACUGUACCACCAACCAGAAGUGAUGUUCUUCAUCCAUGUGAUGUGGCAGAGGAUGUUGCAAUUGCUUAUGGGUACAAUGAAAUUCCAAAGAGAAAACCUGCAUCUUUGAAGCCACUUCAUCUGAACCAGCUCAGUGACCUUAUUAGAAUGGAGAUUGCAAUGACUGGUUAUACGGAGGUGUUAACAUGGAUAUUAUGUUCUUACAAUGAAAAUUUCUCCAUGCUGAACCGUAAAGAUGACAAAUCAACAGCUGUGAUCAAUGGAAAUCCUCGUUCUUCUGAUUUUGAGGUUGUUCGGACCAGUCUCAUGCCUGGCAUAUUGAAAACCAUUGGGCACAAUAAAGACCAUCCAAAGCCUAUAAAGAUAUUUGAAGUGGGCGAUAUAGUGCUGUUAGAUGAGACAAAAGAUGUUGGUGCAACAAAUCGUCGCCAUCUUGCAGCUCUAUAUUGUGGUGCUAACUCAGGGUUUGAGCUAAUACAUGGUCUGGUGGACAGAAUCAUGGAAGUGACUGGAACUCCAUUUGUAUUACCUGGGGAUAAUAAAGGGUAUUAUAUAGAACAUUCAGAUGAGCCUGAGUUUCUUCCGGGUAGACAAGCAAGCAUCAUCUGCAAAGGGAAACAAAUAGGAACUUUUGGCAUUGUGCACCCCGAGGUGAUGGAUAACUUUGACAUUCCUGAUCCAUGCUCCUUCGUGGAACUCAAUAUUGAGAGUUUCUUGUGAAGUUAGUUUUAUCAUGUCAAAUCAUUUGAAACUACAGUACACUGGAUUGUGGUGACUUAGUGUUGGCGUAACAUCUGCGCUCUGGCACGGCAGUCCGGCCCAGCUAUUAGAAGGAAAGUUGGCCUUGUGAGGAGGGGGGAUAGCAUACGCCUACUUUCGGAUACUACAGAAAUUAAUGUUGUCAUUUUUUGUAUCCUAAAAUUGAGUUUUGUUUGAUAGAGUUACCAUUGUACAAUCUUUUUUAUUGAUUGUGUGAAGUGAAGAACCCUCCAUCGUUGACUGUUAAAGAGAAGUGUACACAGGAAAUAAAAUCAAUAUAAGGCCAUUAAGGUUUCU
Ilex paraguariensis (yerba mate) is the source of this 2223-nucleotide messenger RNA. The record is from the annotation of a GenBank genome assembly. NCBI's taxonomy places the organism in Eukaryota, Viridiplantae, Streptophyta, Magnoliopsida, Aquifoliales, Aquifoliaceae.